AUGCGUCCCUUCCUCGCGCUUCUCCUCCUGGCGACAGAGGCCGUGGGUCAUGCGAUCCCGGCUGCCGAAAGCAACGAGAUCGCCGCCCGAUCCACCUCGACAUACCGAGCCCCCAAUGGCGUCCAGUUCGCCGUAGAGACGGGCUUCGACCACCACGGCGGAGACUACAAGUCCGUCACCGCCAACAGCCUCCAAAACUGCAUCAACGUAUGCUCGACCCAGGCCUCGUGCCGCGCCGUGUCUUACUCGGGCAAGACGUGCUGGCUCAAGUCUUCCGUCCAGCCCGCCGUCGCCAACAGCAAAGUCACCAACGCUGUUCGCUCUCAAUAUGUGCCCAAGCCUAUCUCCUGCCCUGCAGACGGCAGCAGUCGGGUCAAGGGCCCCGAUGGACGGACUUUCACCGUCCAGUGCGGCGUCGACCAUCCCCAUGGCGAUAUCAAGUCCGUCCAGACGCUGGACUUUGCCAACUGCAUCAACCUCUGCGACGAGACCUCGGGCUGCGUGGCUGCGAGCUGGCGCUCUGGCACCUGUUACCUGAAGAAGUCACUGCAGCCCGCAGUCGCCGUCUCAGGGGCCAGCACUGCUGUGCUGAGCUCCUUGGUGCCCAGCGGCCCGGCCUUCUGUCCCGGCCCAAGCGGCCAGCAGAUCAAGGAGACGAGCGGCAGGACGUUUACCGUCUUCUGCAACGCCGACCGUCCCGGCAGUGACCUGUCGAACAAGGCCGUGGCCAACUUUGGAGACUGCGUUGCUUGGUGUGACGAGUUCAAAGGAUGUGUUGCCUCCGUCUUCCACGACGGCCACUGCUGGCUGAAGAGCAAGGUUACUGCUCCUACCUUCCGGACGAACAGCCAGGUGGCCGUGCUCGACUCGGCACUGAACCCUCCGCCGUCCCUCUGCCCUAGCCUGAGCGGCAAGCAGAUCAAGGAGUCGAGCGGCAGAAGCUUCACGGUUGCCUGCAACGUCGACCGGCCUGGUGGUGAUAUGGCUACGGCGAAGCUCCAAAGCUUCAACAGCUGCGUCACAUGGUGUGACCAGACCAAUGGCUGUGUUGCUGCUGCUUAUCACGAUGGCGAGUGCUGGCUGAAGAAGACGGUGGGCAAGGCUACGGCGCGGGCCAAUGGUCAGGUUGCUGUGCUGAGCAGCAAGUUGCCGCAGACGUCGACCAAGGUUACGUCGACUUCUACGAAGAAGACUACUACGUCUUCAAGCACCAAGAAGACUACUACUACAUCUUCCACUACUAAGAAGACUACUACUACGUCUACUUCUACCUCGAAGACUACCUCCACCACCUCCACCAAAGCGUCGUCGACAUCAACCAGCUCUCAGUCUUCUCAGACUUCUACCAGUGCUGCUGCCUCAAGCAGCACUUCUGCUGUCACCUCCUCUAGCACCAGCUCUUCAGCUACCACUAGCUCUUCUGCUACCACAAGCCCUGCUGCUACCACCGCCUCAACUGAUGCCCCGGCUACCACAUCCUCCUCCAGCACUAGUUCUGGUGCUUCCAACACCUCAACUGAUGUCCCAGCUACUACAUCCUCAUCCGCUUCAGCGCCUGCGACCGAGUCCAACUCUGACAACACCUCAACAAGCACCUCGGAUGCUCCCACAAGUGUCCCAGAUGCUACGUCAAGUGCAGCUCAGACCACCACCACUGAUGAUGUUACCAUCACAACCGAUGUUCCAGGCAGCCUCGACAUCCCGGCUGGCCCCCUGAAGCUCCCCGCCCAGCCAACCGUGACUCUCCGCCCCCUUGCUCCCCCCAACGUCGAUGUUUCAAGCACCGAUGUCAUCAAGCCCAAGGAGGUCUCCCAGCUUUGGUUUGGAAGCACAGCCCCGCCGUCUGAUGCGUCGGAUGCCGUCAACGCCCCCACCGUCCGCGUCAACAUGACCUUUGAGUAUCCCUCGGUCAUCCUGGACAACUCUGCCAACAUCCUCAACAUCCAGUGUGGCUCAGGGUCCCUGUCCGCCAGCUUCAACGGCGCAGACGCCUACAACGCCGCUAAGCAGUCCUGGGCGGCUGCCGAAGGCGACAGCGACAACCUCAUCAUCAUCACCGCCGACCCCGGCUGCAGCUCAGACGGACACUACGUCUACUUUGUGGCGAGCCACAUUUCUUUCAACGACGGUGCCAAGUCUGUCAGCUGCUCUGGGUCAACCGAGACGGUUUCCGAUAUUGCCCAGGCGGUUGGCGUCGACUUUGGUGUUAUCGAGACGUCUACGCCGACGCUUGAGUCAAACCCGGAACUUGCGUCUACGUAUGGCUGUACUGUGCCUGACACUGACGAGGUCAACGGCUUGCCGGCGAUCUACUGUGGUCCUGACUUUGAUUUGCGCUUGAACAACAAGCUGGGCUACUAUUCCGUGGAAGACGAUGAUCUCGAUGCUACAUUUGCCGCUGUCAUCCCCGGAGUCUCAGCCAGUGACGUGGAGGCCCGCGCCCUUCUCGAACGCCGAUGCUGGCCCUCAUUUGCCUGCAAGGCCGCUGCCUGGGUUGAAAACACCGCAACCAAGGCAUACAACGCCGUCGCUGAUGGUGCCAAGUCCAUUGGCAACAGUCUCGCCAACAUGGCCACGGGCCUUGCCCAAGAUGCCGCCUCCAGCCUGAGCAACCUCGGAAGCUCAAUUCUGAAUAUGGCUGCGAACUUUGCAAAGGGGCUGUUGGCAGCGGCUACCUUCAUCAUCACUGGUGACUAUGACAGAUCAUUCGACUUCCCCGUGAGCAUUAAGCCGCCACAGAGCGCGCUGGAUGACUCUCCCUGGGGCGAUGGCUUCAAGUUCUACACCUGGACCCCCAACAAGGGUGAUUACUGGAAUGCUCAAGACGCGGCCCUCGACAAGAUCAAGGGCGUCGUCAUCGGCGAGGCUGAUCCGGAGCCUAGCGUCGAGUUCUGGUGUGUCGAUUGCCACGUCGACGGCCAGCUCAAGCUCGUCGGCAGCGCGUCUUUCUCCCUCAUCAACGGCCUCACCAAGGCCCAGCUCUCCCUGAACGGCAACCUGGAUGCCGGACUUUACCUUGGUAUGAAUGCCUUUGCGCAGUGGAACCCCAAGGCAGAGUACGACUUCUUGUCUCUCGGCCUGCCGGGACUGUCUAUUCCGGACAUCCUCGUCAUCGGACCUGUGCUGUCGCUGGGCAUCUCGGUGGAUCUGGACAUCAGCGCUGUUGGACAGUACCUUGUUGGCGCUGACAUGCAAUGGACUUCCCUCUCGGCGACGCUGGAUGCGCUCAACCCUCGCAGCUCCUCCAAGUCGGGCUGGACGCCCAACAUUCGAGACACGGUCCAGGCUGAUGGCAGCUUGACGGUCAACUCUACCCUCGGUCUCCCUGUGAGCCUCGGAUUCGGCAUCAACAUCCUUAACGGCAAGUACGACAAGGAGAUUAAGCUUGUCGAUACCCCCGGCGUUCGAGCCAGCAUGGAAUACGACUUCACCAACGAAGUCAACAACGGCGAGGUCAACACCGACCCCGAGGACGGUUGCUACGGCAUCCACUGGAGCGUCGGCAUGGUCAACACCGUCGUCCUCGACCUCUCCGACAUCGACCAGGGCACGUACACCCUGGACGAGUACGACGCCCCCGUCUUCGCCUCCGGCUGCAUCGGCGAGAGCCUCUCCAUCGCCCCCCCUGCCACCACCGUCGCUCCUCCAUCAGGCGGCGUCACCGCCGUGCCCCCCGCCGGCGCCAGCUGCGCCUCCCUCAGCUGUCCCGCCGGCGACGGACAGUCCUGCUCUGCAACCGGCGCGACGUUCCAAGCCAACUGCAACCUGAUCUUCUCGGCACCCAUCUACAACGUCAUAACGACCAGCAACGUCGGUGACUGCGUGAACGCUUGCGGGGCCGAUGCCAACUGCGUCGGCAUCAACUUCUUCUCACAGUUCCCGUCGUGGCUCCGCACCUCCGAGUGUAUGAUGUUCAGUUCGGGAACUCCCACCGCGGCGGGAUCGAGCAACAUCAUCUGGAGCUAUAGAAAGCUUUCUUCGUCGCACAAGAGGCAGAUUCAUCUCCUUGAGCGUGCACCGCCGCUGACCGUGAGUGCUUCGAUGAGCGCCUCCGCCACCGAAGCUGCGAGCGGAACUGCUACUGGAACCUCCAGUGGCAAUGUCCACCCGAUCCUCAUGCCGGAUACCCUCACUCGCACGGCUUCUCCUACUCCCACGGACCCUGCCACGGAUACUUCGGUUGCCUCUGUCACGGCUUCUGUGACGGCUACCGCUACAGAUGCUUCUACUGCCACCUCGACUGAUGCCACCGCGACCGAUGCCACUUCCACUGCCACCAGCACCAGCUCCCCUGACGGACCCCACGACUCCAUCGCCGUCACCAUCAAGGACGCAACCGGCCAGCUGCUCAUCAACCCGCACGUCAACGGCAGCCUCUUCGUCUCCUCAGCCGACAGCACCGUCUCAAUGGACCUCCUCACCAACGGCACCACCUUCAUGGCGGACUCCACCCGGCCUCUGGUCAUCGGCGACUCCGACAGCCGCAUCAUGUACUACUUCCCCAGCACCAUCGCCGCCGUGGGCGCCUCGCGUCUCCGCCUGGGCACCUGGGACGCCAUCCCCAUCGGCGCCGAGAUGAUUACGCUGUUCCCGGUGGUGACGAGCGCGGGGGCGACGGUCCUUGUGCCCAUGGACAGCAUGCAGAACGUGUUUUAUCCGUUUGUUUGCGACAUCAAGGGGCAGCUGAACAAGCUGUUCCUUGUGAGUGACAAGGAUAGCGGUGCGGCGACGCUGAUGGAUCCCGAUUUGGAGUAUACGGUUGUUGGCGGUGUUGCGCAGACGUGUGCCUCGCUGGCCAUGGUGGCUGAGCAUCUGCCUGGCUGGAGUCCUUCCGGAGCUUCUGCUUCUACCAAGGCUACUUCUACCAAGGCUACUUCUACCAAGGCUACUUCUACCAAGGCUACUACUUCCCCGGCUACGGUGACCCCAUAG
Messenger RNA from Trichoderma citrinoviride, 4932 nucleotides. RefSeq lists its product as hypothetical. Lineage: Eukaryota; Fungi; Ascomycota; Sordariomycetes; Hypocreales; Hypocreaceae. The coding region runs from base 1 to 4932 and encodes 1643 amino acids. The record is from RefSeq and is a predicted model, not a curated record. The transcript is spliced from 2 exons.